UCGCUCGCGCGCGCAUGAUGCAGUUCACCGAAAACCCUCCUCCUCCGCCUCUCUACCCAACCCGCCCAUGGCCGGAUUUCCCGAACUCCGCCAAAUCGCUCGGAAGCUUCAACAACGCGGCGUGUAUGGAGCAGCUGCUCGUCCACUGCGCGCACGCCAUCGAAGCCAACGACGCCACUCUCGCACAACAGCUCCUUUGGGUUCUCCACAACAUCGCCCCUCCUGACGGUGAUUCCAACCAAAGGCUUACCUCUGCUUUCCUCCGCGCUCUGCUCCUCCGCGCAUCUCGCUCCGGCUCUUCCAUAUCCGCUCCGGCGACACCCCACCACCCACAGUUCCCUCUCCGUCUCUCAGCUAUAUCCCUCGCUGGCUUCAUUGACCUGACUCCAUGGCAUCGCUUUGGCUUCUCUGCGGCUAACUCUGCAAUUGCCGAUGCGGCUGAUGGAUUUCCUGUUCUGCAUCUGGUCGAUUUGACUACGACUCACUGUAUGCAAAUUCCGACGCUUAUAGACGCUUUAGCGUCGCGGCCUGAAGGUCCUCCUUUUCUUCGACUUACCUUACCGAGCACGCCGGCGUCAACUUCGCCGCCGCCGACGCUUGAUAUAUCACUGGACGAGCUGGGCUCCAGGCUCGUUAAUUUCGCGCGAUCCCGCAACGUCGGGAUGGACUUCCGAGUUGUUCCUUCUACGCCGGCCGACGGCUUCCAUUCCCUCCUUGAGUACCUUGGAGCCAACUGCAACAACGCCGGCGAAGCCCUGGUAAUAAACUGCCACAUGAUGCCGCACCGCAUCCCCGACGAAUCAGCCGGCGGGAUUCUAUCACCGCGAACGGUGUUCGCCAAGUCUCUUCGCUCACUGGACCCAUCGCUCGUCGUGCUCGUCGACGAAGAAGCCGACUUUACAUCCUCCGACGUCGUAACGAGGCUGCGCGCAGCGUUCAACUACAUGUGGAUACCGUUCGAUGCGGUGGAAACGUUCCUGCCGGCGGGGAGCGAGCAGAGGCGGAAGUACGAGGCAGCGGUUUGUUGGAAGAUUGAGAAUGUAAUAGCGCAGGAAGGAGUGCAGAGAGUGGAGAGGUUGGAGCCGAAGGGAAGGUGGGGGCAGAGGAUGAGGGCGGCGGGGUUUGUGGGGAUUGGGUUUGGGGAGGAGGCGGCGAUGGAGGUGAAGAGUAUGCUCGACGAGCAUUCGGCGGGGUGGGGGAUGAAGAGAGACGACGAUGAUUUGGUGCUUACGUGGAAAGGACAUGACGUGGCUUUUGCUACUGCUUGGGUUCCUUCGUCGGCCACAUCAUGA
Dendrobium catenatum is the source of this 1292-nucleotide messenger RNA. Its product is annotated as scarecrow-like protein 32. Gene Ontology annotation, molecular function: sequence-specific DNA binding; DNA-binding transcription factor activity. Lineage: Eukaryota; Viridiplantae; Streptophyta; Magnoliopsida; Asparagales; Orchidaceae. Gene Ontology annotation, biological process: regulation of DNA-templated transcription. The coding region runs from base 15 to 1292 and encodes 425 amino acids. The record is from RefSeq and is a predicted model, not a curated record. Gene Ontology annotation, cellular component: nucleus. The transcript is spliced from 2 exons.